AUGAGUGGAAUUAGAAUUAUUGCGACGCGAACCCAGGUGGAUGGAGACUCGGUGAAUCUACAGAUCGUCGGGAAGAAUCACCACAAAGAGAAGGUACUGGGGGUUUCUACAGUUAUUGAGAAGAUCUGGAAAAGGCAUGUCGACAAAUCCAAUUAA
Messenger RNA from Penicillium digitatum Pd1, 156 nucleotides. The record is from RefSeq and is a predicted model, not a curated record. NCBI's taxonomy places the organism in Eukaryota, Fungi, Ascomycota, Eurotiomycetes, Eurotiales, Aspergillaceae.